Aphanomyces astaci is the source of this 4016-nucleotide messenger RNA. RefSeq lists its product as hypothetical. Bases 61 to 3972 code for a protein of 1303 amino acids. Gene Ontology annotation, molecular function: ATP binding; ATP hydrolysis activity; ABC-type transporter activity. The record is from RefSeq and is a predicted model, not a curated record. The transcript is spliced from 7 exons. Gene Ontology annotation, cellular component: membrane. Gene Ontology annotation, biological process: transmembrane transport. Lineage: Eukaryota; Oomycota; Saprolegniomycetes; Saprolegniales; Verrucalvaceae.
CUCGUGUCAGCAUUAUCUUAGUUUCCAUUCACUCAUUUUGAGAUUGAUCGCUCAACAACCAUGGCGAGUCGUCCACCACGUGACAAGGACGUGUACGCGGCCAUCGUCACGCCCAAAGCGGCGGCGGCCGACGACGCCGUUGAGCCAGUAGUACCUUGGAGUCUCGUGCGCAACCCUCUCGAGUCGGCCCACUGGUUGUCGGUGGUAGCCAUCUCCUGGAUCGGGCCGCUGAUUUCAAAAGGCGCCAAGGCGCCGCUGACCGAAACGGAUGUGUGGCCGCUGCCUCACUCGGACACGGCGGAGGUCCUGUACGCCGAGUUCCGCCAGCACUGGGACGUGGAGCAAACGAAGCCGGCGCCGGCGCUCUGGUACGCCAUUUACCGGACGUUCCGAGGUCGGAUCUGGUACUCGUUCUCUUUGUACGUCGUGUCCGGGGCACUCAUGCUCGUGCAGCCCAUCCUGAUCAAGUCCAUGCUGCAGUUCCUCCAACAGCCGGACGACCGCCCCAUCGCGACCAGCGUCGGCAUCUCCAACGGCUACGUCCUCGCCGCCGCCUUGUCCAUUCUCACGAUUGUGUCGGUCACGGUUGGCGACUAUGGUCAGUACUUGGCCAACCACUUGGGCGUGAACGCCAAGCUCGUGCUCAUCGACACCGUCUUCAAAAAAGUGUUGUGCAUGUCGGGAUAUGCGACAAAGGAUUUGUCCACGGGAGACAUUGUCACGAUGGCAUCCGUGGACGCGGAGCGGAUGUUCUUUGGGUUUCUCAUGGGCUACUGGACCUUUAUCAGUCCGUUGACACUCGUUGCUGUGUUUAUCAUGCUCGGCACGGAAUUGGGGCCCGUGGUGGCACUUGUGGGGGGCGCCAUCAUGUUUGGAUUUGUAACGAUGGGGUUUAAGACGGGCGAAAAGGUCGGCCGCCUCCGUGCGGACGUGCUCGCCGUCCAAGCCGACCGCGUCAAACUGACCAAUGAAGUGCUCCAGGGCAUCCGCGUGGUCAAGUUAUACGCGUGGGAAGAGUCGUUGGAAGCGCAGCUGGCGGACAUCCGGACGCGGGAGCUCGUGCUACUCAAGAAGUACCAGGCCACUCGCAUCUUCAACACCGUGGCGCUGAUGUUGGCGCCGCUCGUUUCGCUCGCGGCGUGUCUGAUGGUGUACGUGGCACUUGGUAACCCCCUCACGACCCCCGUGGCCUUUACUGCGCUCGCGUACAUGAACAUUGCGCGCCAGCCAUGCACUGUCUUUAGCUCGUCUGUGAUGGGGCUCACAGAGGCGCUGGCGUCAUGUCGGCGCAUCACGACGUUCCUCUUGGCGGACGAAGUGGAUCUGCUCGUGUCGGCGACGGUUGGAGGUUCCGACGACGAAGCAGCGCCCGUGGUAGAGAUCACAGCCGGGGACUUUAGCUGGUCGGCGGCGAAAAAGCCAUCAGACCAAACUCAUCUGCAUAUUGCACUGGACAACGACGGUCCACAGCAGGUCGUCACCCUGUCCAACAUCAAUUUGCACAUUGAACCCAACACGCUGACCAUUGUCGUGGGCAGCGUCGGCAGCGGCAAGUCGAGUCUUAUCAGCGCCAUCCUCGGCGAAAUCCACCAAGUCAGCGGCAGCCAUAACGUCCAAGCGCACUUUUCCUAUGUGAACCAAGAAGCAUGGAUCCAGCAUGCCACGUUGAAGCAAAACAUCCUGUUUGACUCGCCCUAUGACGACACUUUAUACCAUCAAGUGCUAGCAGCAUGCCAGUUGGAAGCUGACCUGAGCAUGCUCCCGCAAGGCGACGCGACCGAGAUCGGCGAGCGCGGCAUCAACUUGAGCGGCGGCCAGAAGGCCCGCGUGAGUCUGGCGCGGGCUUUGUACCAUCAGCGCGCGAACGUCUUCUUAUUGGACGACCCAUUGAGUGCGCUCGAUGUGCACGUGGCCAACGCUGUGUUUGACCAGUGUGUGCAGGGGCUACUGAAAACCAAAACGACCGUUUUAGUGCUCAAUAGCCACUACCACUUGUUGCCCAAAGCUGAUCGGGUGAUCUUGAUGGCUCAUGGAUCGAUUGUGGGGGACAGGACUUAUGACCAACUCAAGCAUACGUUCCCGCACUUGAUGAGUGUGGCGCCAACUGCCAAGGACGACGUCGGAGUACAAGACGCGGCGGCGGCGGGCGUUGCCGACGUUGUCUUGAAUGCUGAUUCGAAAGAAGGCGCAAAGUCGCGAGGCCAACUGGUCGGACAAGAAGAUCGUCAACAAGGCACGGUGUCGGCGUCGACGUACAAUCUGUACUUUAGCUCGAGUGGCAUGAACGGGGUUGUCGUGGCGGGGCUGAUCGUGGUGUUUUACACCGUGUCGCAGAUCCUCGUGUCUGCUUUGGACUGGUUUAUGAGCUACUGGUCCAACGACCCCGCCCUCAACUCGUCGGUUUCCACUGGCUGGUGGUACAUCCUCCUCGCCGUGGUCGCCGUGGCGACGGUCUACGGCCGCUCCCUCCACGUCCUGCUGGUCGCCGUCGCGUGCUCCCGCGCCCUCCACGCCAAGAUCUUCCGCGCCGUCGUGUCGGCUCCUGUCCCGACCUUCUUUGACGUGACCCCCGUUGGCCGCAUCCUCAAUCGAUUCUCAUCGGAUCUGGAUCAAAUCGACUCGAUUUUGCCUUAUUUUGGCAUGAUGGUGCUCCAGUUUCUGUUUCAAUUCUUCUCUGUGCUCGUGGUGUGCAUGAUCACGACGCCGUGGAUUCUCGUGUUAUAUGUGCCGUUGGUGUACUUGUUUUUCAAACUGCAGCGGUAUUAUAACGCUACAUCGUCCGAGCUCAAACGGAUGGAGGGAACGUCGCGGUCCCCCGUCGUGACCAAAGUCAGCGAAGCCAUCAACGGCCUCUCGACUAUCCGGGCUUUUAACCGGACGGAUCGAUUUUUAGCCAAUCAGAGAGUCGCUUUGGAUCGCCACGUGAGCUUUUCGUUUGUGCUGAGCGUGAGCAACCGAUGGUUCCAGCUGCGGUUGGACUGGGUCGCGUCGCUUCUGAUUGUGGGCGUUGCAUUCGUGUCGAUUCUGACCAAGUCAACCAUCGGCCUCACUGCGGCGGGGCUAUCGCUCACGUACUCGUCUCAGCUGUCGUUCUACUUGUCCAAAGUGGCUAUUUUCUCCAAUAUGGUCGAGAAUACCAUGACCGCCGUCGAGCGCCUCGGUCACUUCAACUCGUUGGAAAGCGAAGACACUGGGCACGACAACACCAAGGGUCUUGCGCCCCCCCCUCCCCCGUCUUCGUGGCCCCAGCAAGGCGAGAUUACGUUUACCAACUACUCUAUGCGAUACCGUGAGCACUUGGAGCUCGUGCUGAACAACGUCAACUUUACCGUCAAAGGCGGCGAGAAGGUCGGCAUCGUCGGGCGCACUGGCUCGGGCAAGAGUUCGCUCAUGGCGGCGCUGUUCCGCAUGGUUCCGUCCGCGACGGGGACCAUCACUCUGGACGGGGUGGACAUUGCGUCGAUUUCGGUGCGCACGCUGCGGUCGCGGCUGACCAUCAUUCCGCAAGAUCCGGUGCUGUUCAGCGGGUCGCUUCGGUUCAAUUUGGACCCGUCUCACACGUGCUCGGACGAGGAGCUGUGGACGGCACUCAAGUGCGUGCACUUAGACGCGUUUGUGGGGUCGCUCGAGUUUGCCGUGUCGGAGAAGGGCAGCAAUGUGUCGGUGGGCCAGCGCCAGUUGCUGUGCAUCGCGCGCGCGUUGCUGCGCAAGUCCAAGGUGGUCGUGCUGGACGAAGCCACGGCCAACAUCGACCUGGAAACCGACCGACUGAUCCAGCACAUGAUCCAAGACGGCUUCCACGGUGUCACACGCCUCAUCAUCGCACAUCGCCUCGAAACCAUCCUAGACUCGGACCGCAUCCUCGUGCUGGACGCCGGCCACGUCGUCGAGUUUGACGCCCCCCCGACGCUGCUCGCCAACCCAGACAGCGCGUUUGCCCACCUUGCGAGCCAAGCCCACGUGCAAUUGUAAGAGUUUACAUUUCAGAAUGUAAUAACAUUGGGAACUUUGUCGCA